UUCAGGAUGAUUAACAGCAGCUCCUUCUGAAAACCCAGGAUGCCUAUGGUGUCAGUGGGCGGAGCAUCCUCCUCCCACCAUGUUGUACCUGUUGCCCUCACCUGCUCAUGGCUGCUCCUGCUCUUCCAUACCGUCUUUGGUCAGAAACCUGCCAAGCUGCCCUUGAUAAGCAGAAAGCCCUUCAUCGCUGCCUGGAAUGCUCCACUGGACAUGUGCACCAUCAAGUACAAUAUAACCCCCAAUCUUGACCAUCUCUUCCACAUCCAUGGGAGCCCACGUGCUGAUUGGACAGGCCAGAAUGUCACUAUCUUCUAUGCCAACCGUCUGGGCUACUAUCCUUACUACACUCCGCAGGGAAACGCUGUGCAUGGCGGCCUGCCGCAGAACUGCAGCCUGGACCUGCACCUGUUGAAGGCCUUCCAGGACAUCAACCACUUCAUCCCUGCAGAAGACUUCCGUGGCUUGGCUGUCAUUGACUGGGAGUUCUGGAGGCCUCAGUGGAGCCGUAACUGGCACAAGAAGGACAUCUAUCGCCAAAAAUCAAGAGAACUGACGGCCAAGGCGUAUGUGAAUGUGACAGCCGCACAGGUGGAGGAGCUGGCGCGGCGGCGGUUCGAGAAAAGUGCCAAAGCCUUUAUGCAGAGGACUGUUCAGCUAGGGACGCACCUUCGUCCUAAUGGUCUCUGGGGUUUCUACCUCUACCCUGACUGCCACAACUACAACCUGCAUGACCAGAACUACACAGGCUUCUGCCCGCUGCUGGAAAGCCUCAGGAAUGAUGAGCUGGUGUGGUUGUGGAACAGCAGCACAGCACUUUUUCCUUCUGUGGCGAUCAGGAAAAGUCACACCAACAGUAUCAGCAACCUGCACUUCUCCCAGCACAGGAUCAGGGAGUCGCUCCGUAUUGCCUCGCUGACCUCAAAGGAGUACGACCUCCCCACCUACGUGUACCUGAGGCUGGGAUACAGAGACGAGGCCCUGGCCUUCCUCACCACAAAAGACUUGAUCCACACCAUCGGAGAAAGUGCUGCUCUGGGUGCUGCAGGAUUCGUCAUCUGGGGCGACCUGAACUUGACCUCAUCCAGGUCAAACUGCAGCAAAGUGAAAGCCUUCCUGAGCCACCGCCUGGGUCAGUACAUCAUCAAUGUGACAAGAGCUGCUGAGGUCUGUAGUGACUUCCUGUGCCAGGGGAAUGGCCGCUGCGUCCGCCGAGACCCCCGCGCCCCCCAUUACCUCCACUUGAGCAGGGGCAGCUACCACAUCCGUCCCUCUGGCAACGGGGACUUUGCUGUGACCGGGUGGCACUCCCAACAUGAACUGCAGCUGCUGACUGAGAGGUUUCGCUGCCACUGCUACGAAGGCCAUGAGGGUGAAAGCUGCGACAGCGCUAACAAAGUGAAGGAGGACGACGAGCUGUGGAGGGAGGGGGAGGAGGACGAGCAGGAGAGGAAGAGGACAGAGUGGGAGUACGAGCAGGAUGAACAACGGGACACAGCCGAGAGUGCCGCAACCAAAACAGGCUUUAGUCUUUACAUGAUGUUGAUGAUGCUCCUGUUGAACUUAUCUCUAGCAAAAACAGUUGUAUGAUGUUUUCUUACUCAAGGAGUCAUUUUCCAGAAUGCUUGUGUAGAGAUGACACAUUGACAACAUGCUGGCUGUGUGUGGAAACAAAGCUGGAUGUUGAAUUGAAUACUUGAUGUACAGUAGCUGUUUGACUUUGAGUGUAACACAGCAGCAUCAUGUUGAUCAGAGCUGACACUUCUUAUUUUGCUGUCAGUUAAUGUGUUCAUAGUUUCUUUCAGGCAUUUUUACCUAGUUCAAGUCAACUGGAUCAUUGCCUGUGGUUUAACACUAUAAGUCUGGUCUUGUUCACAGAUCUUUCCAGCAGUGCAGGUUGUUGUAAGAUGACUCACAAAAAUGUUAACUCUUGAAUGGAUAUUACUUCAACUGAUGUCGCAAACAUUCGCUCCUAUGAUAAACAGAUUGUGAAAUCGGGCACACAGAGAACCACUUAUGUACCACACAUGUAACCAUUUAUUCUCUAUUUAAUUUUGUAGCACUUUUGAAGCUUAAGGACAAGUGAAUUAUUUUAGACAUAUAAGAGUACAGAUUUUUUUUAACUGGAGUAACAAAAAAAAACACAUGCCCUAACCCCCCCAAAAUUAAUCAUCGAGCAGCACUGAGUCCAAACAGUUAGUAGAUUGAUGUAAAUAAAACUACAGUACAUGGUAAAAAUAAGCAAUUAUAGGGAAUAUUAUCAUAACAUAUUCAGUUAAUGCCAUCUAAUAAAGACACAUUAAAAGCUGCAGUGGAGCCAGCUGAUCUCACACUGAGCAUGAGGCAGUUCCACAAAGUCCCAGCUAAAAUAUUUUGAUCAGGUGAUCUUAGGAGCCUGGCUGACCUCUACGAGGUUAAACGAAUGGCCUUGCUGGCUGUAACUUUAAACUAUUUACCAUAGCGAUGAGGAAGUGAUAUCAGUCUUUGACUGUGAAAAAGCAAACAAGUGUAGCCUGCUUCUGAAUAUGUAAAAAGUUGUUUGUUCAAAACUCACCCUGCUGCUGAAUGGAAGGGAAAGGUUUUAAAAGAUUGGUGGUUAUUGUAGAAUGAAUGUGAUCUGUUUGAAAGUAACAAAUGUGUUCUCGAGAAACACAUGACACUUCCUUUGUAAUGCGUAUUGCCAACUACUGCAUGUAAAAAGUGUUUGUUGAGUGAGUCAGGUUUAGCAAUAAAAAAAAAAGUUUGACUUGAUAAUGAGCUGAGGAUCAGAGCAUAGAGAUCACACUUUUUAUCUUUAAAUAAACUCAAGAGGCAGCUGGAGUUUCCACAUGACAGUUUCCAGCCUAUUCAGUUGUAAUCAAACCACAUUGGUUCGGACAGGUCCCAGAAGAGGAACUACUGACAGCUACAGUCAUGUCUUGGGUAUAGUGACAACACGUAAUUUCUAAAAUCCCCUUUACUUCAUAAUAGUAAUCAUUAACUUAACUAAAGUUUUCCUGGAAAACAAUAAAGAAAAAUGUAGGUGCUUGAAGCCCUUUAAAUACUAAAAACAUAAACAAAAGGACAAAAAUGCAUCAGACUGAACCUAACUGUCAUGUCUACCUACACAGUUCAUUAUGACGAUGUUUGCCAAUAUGUUCAGGAUCAAAUGGACCUAAGCUUUAAUAACAACAAUGGCAGCUCGUGAAGAGGAAAGAAUAUAUGCUGCUAUAGCAGUAAUAUAACAACUGGAGGGGAUUUAUUUACUAAAAGAAGAACAAAAGUAAGAAACAAAGGCUUCACAAUUAACCAAACAAUUAACCACAAUUAACCAAACAACCAUUUGGUUAACAACAAUUAACCAAACAACCAUGAUGUGUCACCUUUCUUUUUCCAAACACUCUCCAUUUAAGCCACCCCACAUGGUUCUGAUGGGACAGGCUAACUUUUAAAAGCUUCAUAGUUGGACUUAUUGUAGAUGUACAACCUUUUACGAAACCAAAGGUAACAUAGCCAUACAUUCGUAAUGUAUGUAGAGAGACAAUCGCGGAAUUCGGUUUUUGAUAUUUUUGAAGAUUUAAUUCUGAUGGCAUGAAACCUCUGAACAAUAAGCUGUUGACUGACUUUGUACUCUUGCUUUCCCAAUACUGAAAUGCAGCUUGCCAGGAAGCACCACAUGUUGA
This is a messenger RNA of Solea senegalensis (Senegalese sole), 3659 nucleotides long. Its product is annotated as hyaluronidase-4-like. The record is from RefSeq and is a predicted model, not a curated record. Gene Ontology annotation, biological process: hyaluronan catabolic process; carbohydrate metabolic process. The coding region runs from base 40 to 1587 and encodes 515 amino acids. Lineage: Eukaryota; Metazoa; Chordata; Actinopteri; Pleuronectiformes; Soleidae. Gene Ontology annotation, molecular function: hyalurononglucosaminidase activity. The transcript is spliced from 3 exons.